Williopsis jadinii is the source of this 1895-nucleotide messenger RNA. It is a transcript of the gene UTP8, whose product is annotated as Utp8p. The coding region runs from base 1 to 1707 and encodes 568 amino acids. Lineage: Eukaryota; Fungi; Ascomycota; Saccharomycetes; Phaffomycetales; Wickerhamomycetaceae. The transcript has a single exon. The record is from RefSeq and is a predicted model, not a curated record.
AUGUCUCUGUCGCAGUUAUACGCUCUUGCGAAGUUUCCUCGAGUUUCAAACGUUUCCUCCCGUGCAAAAGUUGCUACGCAAACAGAUGACGACAACUUAUACAUUGCCAUAUCAGGUGCUUCAUUAUCACACUACGUGCUGAAGCCGAGUCCAAAGCUGGUGUGGUCCCACUCUUUCCCUCCAAGCUUUGAGAUAAACUCGCUGGUGAAGUUUCAGGGUCGCUAUAUCGUGGGUGUCUGGAAUAAGAAUACAAGAACACAUAUCAUCCAGGUGAUCUCUGCUUUGGAGAAUGGCUCAGAGGUGGAGAGAGAAUGGACUGUCGAUUCUAAGGUUAUCAACUUAUCUCACGUUGCAGAUGAACUAGUCGUGUCUACGGAAUCAUCCACUGUGUGCUAUUCUGGUGCUGAUUUCAAGAAGAAAUGGGCUGUGGAUUCGUUGUAUAAGAUUGUGUUCCAAACCAUUGUUGAGUCAGAUGUCAUCUUACAAGUUGAACAUAACGAUGAUCCUUCACAGGAGAUUUUACACUUGAGAUUGAUCUCAUCAGCAGAAGGCCUUGAAUUGUCUUCGAAGAUCACUGAAUUGUCAACGCAUUUGGCCAAUUUGACAUUUGCACACGCGAAUGGUUAUCUUAUCCAAUUUGCUAAUGGUGGAUUCACAACAUAUUCACUGCCACAUUUCCAAACUGUUUCUCAACUGUCAUUAUCGCAAUUGAACAUUGAACUGCCUUCAUCCUCAUUCACGCUGAAGUUCGAAUCGCCAUCAAAGGAUAGGAUCCUUCUAACUGUUGGGCACGAUAUUUACUUGAUCAACAUGAAAUUCGGUAUAGUGAUAUCUCAUAUCCAUUUCAAGAAGUCUGACUUAGAACUGCUCUUUGUCCAAUCGCAAAGGAACCAACGCCAAAAGCAGCUCUUUGGUGUUGUGCUGAAGGAGAGUGAACUUUCAGGUGUUACAUUCACCUUGGAUUCGAACACUUUGAAGGACUCACUGGGUAAGAAAGCAUCAGCUCAACCAUCAUCCGUCUACAGAUCUGUUCCUUCAAUCCUCGACAUUAAACAAGAGGACAUUGACGUCGAAGCUCUGCUCAACUCGAAGGACCUUGAUUCCAGCCUCUUAACAUUCAUGGAGGCGAGAAACGACUAUUACACAGAAGACGAUAAAGUCAUUGAGUCUAAAGUGAUGAACGUGAUCGUCAAACACGUCCUGGACUCACCACAGCUUCCAGAAAGAUCAAUGACUUAUCUAUUGACACAUCCUUUGUUCCCAACUGUAAAGGACCUCUUGGCUAGAUUAAGAUCUAAACCUCGUCUGUUGAGACAAGCCAUCGUCACAGGAAAUGUCUCCGUUAAUGAACUCAUCAAUGAACUGAACACAACUGAAAACGAAGAGAUCUUCAAAGACAUCAUCACAAGACUCUUGGAGUUCCCAAAGGAAAAACUGGACUUUAAAGACUUGGACAGUUUCAAAAUCGUUGAGCGUAUUAUCCAGUUGAACUUUGGCUAUGAACUCAUCUCAUUGUUGAUUGAUGCAUCUGGUUUGUUCACUUGGAAUGAAGAGCUGAUUGAUAAACUGCAGUCAGUCUUGACGAGAAAGAUCGACGCUUUGAACUCAGCAUCAAACCUAUAUGCUGUUGUUGGUGAAAUACAGGCAAAUAACUUGAAGACAGUCACAAGAGUUCCAGUUUACUCCAUUGAAAGAUUAUCCAUAUAACAAGGUUGGGUUCAUGUCUCUAUAUAUCUCUAAACUCGUCAUCAUCAUCACUUUUUAAAGAGAUCCCGACAUCGUUUGUUCUUUGUGUAUCAAGUGUAAGUACAAUAGGGUCUUGCUUUAGCUUAGCAACACUGUUUAAAUGUUCAUCGACCAUCCUUUGAAGUCUCUUGUUACAUCUUGUAGAACAU